GCCAGAGGCACAGACCUGAAGGAGCUUCUACGGGCCUCUGAUUGAACACAUGCUCCGAGUCACGCUCUGCUCUCUUCUUCUCCGAGGUGAUCGGCGGGAGGAAGAGGGACUCGGUCCAAACGCCAGGUGUCUGGGUCCAGGUGCCUGGCAUUUUGACUCUGUUCCUGUGGAUAGCUACUUGUUCAGAAGUUCCGGAAGGGACCCUGUUCCCACCAGGUCCCUGAGCACUGACUGCCCCUGCUGCUGCGUCUGCCCUGUUGGCGCAUGUUGGGUUCCUCCAGUGAAACUUUUCCUUAGAGACAUGCUGCCUCCCAAGUCCUUGUCCGCCACCAAACCCAAGAAGUCUUGGGCCCCAAACCAGUAUGAGCUAGACAGUGACUUGUCUGAGCCGGACGCCGUCCCAGGAGAAGGCGCCACUGACUCUGAGUUCUUUCAUCAGAGGUUUCGGAACUUCCUCUACGUGGAAUUCCUUGGGCCUCGGAAGACCCUUCUCAAACUCCGAAACCUCUGCCUCGAUUGGUUGCAGCCGGAGAUUCGCACCAAGGAGGAGAUUAUCGAGGUCUUGGUCCUGGAGCAGUACCUGACCAUCCUUCCGGAAAAGAUCAAGCCUUGGGUGCAGGCAAGAAAGCCGGAUAACUGCGAAGAGCUCGUUGCUCUGCUGGAAGAUUACGAGGAGAUGUACGAGCCGGAAGACGACAACAGCAGUGACACCCACAGCGAAGGCGGAGUGAGCCGGAGGGCCGCGGAGUCCCCGCCACCGCGCCCCGCCCUCCCCUGCUGUGGUGACCGUGACCGUGACCAGGACUGGGACCAGGACUGGGAGCGAGACCGGGAGCGAGGCCGGGCGCGGGAGCGGGAGCGCCGCCGCGGCCGGAACCGGGACAUGGAGUCACGGGACCGCUGGCCGUCCGUCCGGAGCCCAAGGAGCAGGUUUCACCAGCGGGACCUCGCCCUUCCUCUGGCGGAGAGAGCCAAGGAGAGAGAGCACAGACGCAGGGACUCCCUGCUGGAUUUGGACGCCAGAUCCGAGGAGGCGGUGUUGUACCAGGACAUGGUGGCCCUCACUGAGGAUCACAAGCCCCAGAACCCGAUUCAGGACAACAUGGAGAACUACCGGAAGCUGCUCUCACUGGGGGUUCAGCUUGCCGAGGACGACGGCCACUCACACAUGACCCAAGGCCACUCGUCGAGGUCAAAGAGAAGUGCCUACCCGAGCACCAGUAGAGGUCUGAAGACAGCGCCCGAGACCAGGAAGUCAUCCCACCGGCGGGGCAUCUGUGAGGCCGAGUCCUCCCACGGGGUGAUCAUGGAGAAGUUCAUCAAGGACGUGGCGCGCAGCUCCAGGUCCGGGCGGGCACGGGAGCCGAGUGAGCGGCCGCACCGGCUCUCCCGGAGGCCGGGCGGCGACUGGAAGGAAGCGUCUUUCAGCAGGAGGGAGGCGGGAGCCUCAGAGGGGGGCGCCUUUGGGGGAGGAGGCUUCAGCUGUAGCUCAGACCUGGUUUCCAAAAGGCGCGCUUUGGAGAGAAAAAGGCGCUACCACUUCGAUGCGGAGGGGCAGGGCCCAGUGCACGAUCCCAGGGGCGGGGCGAGAAAGCGGCCCUUUGAAAGCGGCGGUGAGGCCCGCAAGGCUGCCAGGGCGGUGGGCGGCAGCAACCUGGGCGCGCCGCCCGUGGCCCUGUCGCAGCCGCCGGACUUGGGGGCCAUGCCCUACGUGUGCGAUGAGUGCGGGAGGUCCUUCGCGGUCAUCUCCGAGUUUGUGGAUCACCAGAUCGUGCACACCCGAGAGAGCCUGUACGAGUACGGGGAGUCCUUCGUCCACAGCGCAGCCGUCAGCGAGGCCCAGAGCCGGCCCGCGGGCGCCCGGCGCCCUGAGGGUGCACAGGCCGCAGGCGCCACUGGCCCGGCCGAGCGUCGGCGGGGCCCCGCCCGAGAGCACCUCGGGGGCAGCGGGGACGAGGAGCAGCACGAGCCCCACCUGCCCAGCCCCACCGUCAGUGAGCUUCACAAGAUGUACGGCAAAGACAAGUUCUACGAGUGCAAGGUGUGCAAGGAGACCUUCCUGCACAGCUCGGCCCUGAUCGAGCACCAGAAGAUCCACAGCCGUGAGGAGAGGGAGAGGGAGAGGGAGAGAGAGCGCAGUACGGGCGCCGUGAGGCGCACCCCCAUGCUCGGCGAGCUGCAGAGGGCCUGCGGGAAGGAGAAGCGCUAUGAGUGCAAGGUCUGCGGGGAGACCUUCCACCACAGCGCGGCCCUGCGUGAGCACCAGAAGAUCCACAGCCGCGGGAGCCCGUCCGACGGCAGGGCCAGAGCCUUCGAGGAGACCUUCAUUCCUGGCCAGUCCCUGAAGAGGCGCCAGAAAACCUAUUCCAAGGAGAAGCUCUACGACUUCAGAGAGGGCGGGGAUGCCUUUGGGCGGAGCUCAGACUUCAUGGAGCACCAGAAAAUUCGUUCUCGGAAGAGCUGCUUCGACAGCCGAGGGUACGAGAAGCCGCUGCUCCACAGCAUGUCCAUGCCUGGGUCUCAGAAGAGUCACACGAUCACCAGGCCACCUGAGGACGAGGACGACGACGACGAGAAGGCAUUCACCAUCAGCAGCAACCCCGAAGACAGCCAGGAGGCCCGGGCCUAUGAGAGGAGCGCCUACGAGAGGGCCAUCUUCCACAGCCUGGCCGCCUUCCGGCCUCCCCGUGGCCUCAGGGAGGACGGGGAGCCCUCCACAUACCUCUCAGGCCUUCGUGACCCGCCUCAGAAGACCCCGGCCUGGGAGAGCCCUUACGCCGGAGGCAGACACAGCUUCUUCAGGAGCUCGGUCUUCUACCGUGCGUCGCGCCCCGCCCCUCUGGACCACCUUGCUGGGGAAGGCCCCAGCGGGUGGAAGAGAGACGGUGAAGCCUCUGGCUCCAGCUCAGACGGCCGCCAGCACCAGAAGGCACGCUCCAAGAAGAAGAACAUCGAGCGCAAGAAUUAUGACACCUCCAUGAUCCACACGCUGCGUUUUGGUGAGCCUCAAACGUUUCGCCCGAGAGAGAGAUUUUACGAAUGUCAAGAGUGUGGAGAGUUCUUUGUCCGUAGCUCUGAGCUGGCUGAACACCAGAAGAUCCACAGCAGAAAGAAGCUCCCCGGAAAUAAAAACUACCUACGGUCUGUCCUUCGCAGCCUGACCUCCACUGACCCUCAGACCAGCUACCAAGGCCAGUCACUGCAGAUGAGUUAUGUCCAGGAAGCAGCUCAGACCAGUUAUGCUGGACUAGGAGCUCAGACCAGUUACACUGAAGAACCAGCUCAGACCAGUUAUACCGAAGAACCAGCUCAGACCAGUUACACUGAGGCACCAGCUGAGGCCAGUUAUACUGAGGAACCAGCUCAGACCAGUUGUAUUGAGCAACCAGCUCAGACCAGUUACACUGACCCAGCAGCUCAGACCAGUUACACCGAGGCACCAGCUGAGGCCAGUGACACUGAGGAACCAGCUCAGACCAGUUACAUUGAGGAACCAGCUCAGACCAGUUACACUGACCCAGCAGCUGAGACCAGUUACACUGAAGAACCAGCUGAGGCCAGUUAUACUAAGGAACCAGCUCAAACCAGUUGUAUUGAGGAACCAGCUCAGACCAGUUACACUGACCCAGCAGCUGAGACCAGUUAUACCGAGGAACCAGCUGAGGCCAGUUGCACUGAGGAACCAGCUCAGACCAGUUGCACUGCGGAACCAGCUCAGACCAGUUGCACUGAGGAACCAGCUCAGACCAGUUACACCGACCCAGCAGCUGAGACCAGCUACACCGAAGAACCAGCUCAGACCAAUGACGCCGAGGAACCAGCUCAGACCAGUUGUCCUGAGGAACCAGCUCAGACUAGUUAUGCUGACCCAGCAGCUGAGACCAGCUAUACCGAAGAACCAGCUCAGACCAAUGACACCGAGGAACCAGCUCAGACCAGUUGUACUGAGGAACCAGCUCAGACCAGUUGCACUGACCCAGCAGCUGAGACCAAUUACAAUGAGAAACCAGCUCAGACCAGUUGUACUGAGGAACCAGCUCAGACCAGUUACACUGACCCAGCAGCUGAGACCAGUUACACCAAAGAACCAGCUCAGACCAAUUACACUGAGGAACUAGCUGAGGCCAAGUAUACUGAGGAACCAGCUCAGACCACUUAUGCCGAGGAACCAGCUCAGACCAGUUAUAUUGAGGAACCAGCUCAGACCAGUUACACUGAGGAACCAGCCCAGACCAGUUACACUGAGGAACCAGCCGAGGCCAGUUAUACCGAGGAACCAGCUCAGACCAGUUACGCCGAGGAACCAGCUCAGACCAGUUACGCCGAGGAACCAGCUCAGACCAGUUACGCCGAGGAACCAGCUCAGACCAGUUACGCCGAGGAACCAGCUCAGACCAGUUACGCCGAGGAACCAGCUCAGACCAGUUACGCCGAGGAACCGGCUCAGACCAGUUACAUUGAGGAACCGGCUCAGACCAGUUACGCCGAGGAACCGGCUCAGACCAGUUACGCCGAGGAACCGGCUCAGACCAGUUACGCCGAGGAACCGGCUCAGGCCAGUUACGCCGAGGAACCGGCUCAGGCCAGUUACGCCGAGGAACCGGCUCAGGCCAGUUACGCAGAGGAACCGGCUCAGGCCAGUUACGCCGAGGAACCGGCUCAGGCCAGUUACAUUGAGGAACCGGCUCAGAUCAGUUACAUUGAGGAACCAGCUCAGAUCAGUUACAUUGAGGAACUAGCUCAGACCAGUUAUACCGAGGAACCAGCUCAGACCAGUUACAUUGAGGAACUAGCUCAGACCAGUUAUGCCGAGGAACCAGCUCAGACCAGUUAUGCCGAGGAACCAGCUCAGACCAGUUACAUUGAGGAACUAGCUCAGACCAGUUAUGCCGAGGAACCAGCUCAGACCAGUUAUGCCGAGGAACCAGCUCAGACCAGAUACGCCGAGGAACCGGCUCAGGCCAGAUAUGCCGAGGAGCCAGCUCAGGCUGGAUAUGCUGAGGAACUACCAGCUGAGACUAGUUAUGCUGAACUAGUAGCUCAGAUCAGUUAUGCUGAACUAGCGGCUCCAACUAGUUAUGCUGAACUAGCAGCUGAGACCAGUUACUUUGAGCCACCAGCUCAGGCUAGUUAUACAGAACCAGCUGAGACCAGUUAUGCUGACCCAGCCGCUCAGGUCAGCUUUGAGGAACCACCAGCUGAGGCUACUUAUGCUGAUCUAGCAGCUGAGAUCAGUUAUGCUGAACUAGCAGCUGAGACUAGUUAUGCUGAGCUAGCAGCUCAGAUAAGCUAUGAUGAACCACCAGCUGAGACUAGUUAUGCUGAGCUAGGAGCUCAGAUCAGUUAUUCUGAACCAGCAGAUCAGACUAGUUAUGCUGAGCUUACAGCUCAGACCAGUUACUCUGAACCACCAGCUCAGACCAGCUAUGCUGAGCUAACAAGUGAGACCAGUUACUGCGAGCCGCCAGUUCUCAAUGAAUGUAAGGAGUGUGGGGAAUGCUUUGCCACCGUUGAAGAGCUUGCCAGACAUCAGAAGAUCUAUGCCCGAGAGAAUUUCCAUGACGGGAAGCUGUUUGGAGAGCCUGUGAUGCCGGACCUGGGCCUGGACGGGCCCGAGGGUGAAGAGGAAGAGACCGAGGAGCAGGACGAGCAGGACGAGCAGGAGGAGCAGGACGAGCCCGAGGAGCCCGAAGACUCCAUCUACGGCUGUAAGGACUGUGGGCUGGGCUUCGCGGACCGCGCAGACCUCCGCGACCACCAGAAGGUCCACCGCCGGGAGCCCCUGGUGGACAGCCGUGAGUACACGCGCCCCGCGGUGCACGCGCCUCCUGUCAGCGAGUACCAGAAAGAUUGCCUCGGGGAGCAGCUCUACGAGUGCCCGGCCUGCGGGGAGUCGUUCGUGCACAGCUCCUUCCUCUUCGAGCACCAGAAGGUCCACGAGCAGGACCAGUUCUACGGCCACAGGCGGUACGAGCCCUUCAUGCAGCCGCUGAUCGCCGCCCCGCGGCGGCCCCAGGCCCCGCCGAAAAGCGUCCCCUUCGGGGCGGCCCUGCAGUGCCAAGUGUGCGGGCAGGACUUCAUCCACGCCUCCGUCCUCAGCGAGCACGUGCGGGGCCACGCCGGCGAGGGGCUGCCGGAUCAGGGCCAGGGCGGCGCGGGCGCGGCGGGGCCCGGCCCGGCGCCCACGGAGCCACAGCAAGACCCGGGCGAGGAGCAGCGCUACGAGUGUGAGACCUGCGGCGAGUCCUUCCCCAGCCAGGCCGACCUCCAGGAGCACAUGCGGGUCCACGAGAAGAGCGAGCCCUACGCCUACGGGGCCGCCUUCGUGCACACGUCCUUCCUCACGGAGCCGCCCAGGAGGGACUGGCCCUUCUACGAGUGCAAGGACUGCGGCAAGUCCUUCAUCCACAGCACCAUCCUCGCGAAGCACCAGAGGCUGCACCUGCAGGAGGACGGCGCGGCCGCCGCGGCCGCCCCGGCCCAGGGCGCCGAGGCCGACGUCCUCGUCCCCCGCGAGGUCCUGCGCAUCCAGGGCUCCAACGUGGGGGCCGCCGAGCCCGAGGUGGAGGCGGCCGAGCCCGAGGUGGAGGCGGCCGAGCCCGAGGCGGAGGCGGCCGAGCCCGAGGCGGAGGCCGAGGGCCCGGAGUGGGAGGCCGCGGAGCCGAGCGGCGAGGCGGAGCAGCCCCACGCCGAGGCGGAGCAGCCCGACAUGGACGCCGACGAGCCGGACGGCGCAGGCAUCGAGGACCCGGAGGAGCGCGCCGAAGAGCCCGAGGGUGACGCCGACGAGCCGGACGGCGCGGGCAUCGAGGACCCCGAAGAGGAAGGCGAGGAGCAGGAGAUCCAGGUGGAGGAGCCCUACUACGACUGCGGCGAGUGCGGCGAGACCUUUCCGUCAGGCGCCGCCUACGCCGAGCAUCUGAGGGCGCACGCCAGCCUCAUCAUCCUGGAGCCCGCCGACCUCUACGGCGAGGGCGCCGGCGGCCCCGAGGGCGGCCGGCCCGACGACGAGCUCUUCAAGUGCGACGUGUGCGGGCAGCUCUUCAGCGACCGCCUGUCCCUGGCCAGGCACCAGAACACCCACACCGGCUGAGGCCCGGGGGCCCCCGGGACCCGACCCUCCUCACCCACACACACCAGACCCACCGCGACAGCCCGGACUGCACCCACCCGACCUGGACUUCAGACCCUCGGCUCGGCGGGCCGGGGCCUCCACUGGGACCCGGCCCCCUUCACCCACGCACAACCGGACCCCCGAGCCAGCCUGCACUGCACCCUCCGGCCUGGAUCCACACUCUCGGCCCCCAGGUGCAGACGCCGGCGGCUCCCGUGUCCAGCACAGCAGGUACAUGCGGGACAGCAGGGCACCUACCCGCCCUCCACGGGGCCUCCGCGGCUGCAGAGAGCACCCAUCUGUGACCGCCCGGGACCUCCGCCCCCGCCUCCCGCGAUGUACCCAGAACACAGCACAGCGAACUGGACCGAGUGUGACCCUCACCGGCGGUUCACCUGCAGCCGCACCUCACCUGGUACUCUGGUUUUGCUGUUUUAUUUUUUUUGGAGGAGGAAGAGAGCAACAAAUUACAAUAUAUUUGUAAGCAUUUUAGAGCUUUAGAAAGAUUUAUUGUGCGCUGUUUGAACCCUAUCCGUAUCUUUUUGACUGACUUACUGUGUGGUUCCUUAUUCUUUACAUAACCCCCUCACGGUGUAGGCAUGAAAGGCAGAGCGCCUUGCCCGCUUUGCUGUGUGAAGGGAAGCCUCUCUGCUCCCUUUUCAGGCGCCUCGUCUACACCGACACUUUUGAAACCUCGUGCUGUGUAAGCCUUUAUCAUGUGGAUUGGCCUUUUGUAACCUCAUUGGUUGGUUGCCACCUUGUAACCUUGCAGUGGUUCUCAUGCAAAAAAAACUACAAGUUUUUGUUAUUUUUAUUUUUUUAACCCACCUUGAUGUCUCUUCGAUAGUGAAUUUUACAAAAGCCGAAGCUUUUCCCUGUGAGUCUUACAUCCUUGCCUUUAAAGAGUGGGUUGUAACCAUCACUAGAUCACGCGUGCCUAAUGAAGGUUGAGAAGCACCGGGGGGAGGGGGGCUCUCCUGUUGUAAAUACGGAUGAGGGGCUACGACUUCAUUACUUCCCUUUGCGCGCUUCCUGCCUUAAGUGACAAGUAGCAACGUGGCUUGGCCCUUCCGUGCCGCCACAUGGCAAGUUUGCACCCUGGGCGCCCAGGAGCUAGUAUCCUUAGAGCUUUCCAGCCUGAGACUUAAUCCUCCUCUCCACCUGUCUGACCCUCAACCAACCCCGUAUCUAACUUGCAUUUAAAAAAAAAAAAAAAUCUUUCUUUACAGCCAACUCAAGCUCAACAUGGACUCAGGUUCCCCGGCAGCCUUAAUUUGUUUCGUUGCCAUCUGUCCCCCCCUCUCAGGAAGCGCCCUCCUGACAAGCACCCCCGCUGUCCUCAGAGCGGCCCCGGUUUCCCGUGUCCUCGUCCCAAGCUGACCUCACCGCUCUGGGGUCUCUUGCGUCCUGUUCUGUGCCCUCCCUCUGCUUCCCCGCCCCCUCUUUGCAUAAUGACUAUUAAGAAAUUUCUUGGCUUUGAGUUGGCUGGCAAAAAAAUUUAAAAAAUUUUUUUAAAAACUUUAAAAAAAAAAAGAGGAUCUUGUAGAUGCAGUGAGCAGAAGCUAAGAGCAGAUCAUCUGGGAGAGCAGAGCGAGGAGGCCUGCUCUGGAGUUGCGUCCGGACCCCCCUCUCCUAGGUCCCUGCCACGAGGGCUGGGGAGAGCGUGUCAGAGCUGGAGGGAACGCCAAAGUCGGGGAGAGCCAAAGCAGGGGGUCCUGACGCCUCACACAGACCUGGGAGGGUGGUGUCGGAUGGAAGGAACAUCGGAAGCAGGGACUGGAAGGCCCGAUGGGGGGUGAAUGAAUGAGCAGGGUGUCCUGGCAGUUAGGAGAAGGGGCCACUUGGUGGCCUGAGGGCAGCUGCAUCACGAGACACAGCACUGGAAUGGACGCCCCAGCGCCCCGAGGGGCCGCGAGGCACAGCGUCAGGGGGGCCCGGGCUGAGAGCCAGCCUGGGCGGCGUGGGGGUGAACCUGGCGUUCAUCGCUGUCGGCGGCACCAACUGGUAGAGUGUUUUCAGAGAGCCGCCUGCCGUUCCAGCCGUCCUUCGGUCAGUGAGAGAUCAGGAACAACUGACAAAUGCCAAAAAUAGGAGCAAGGUGAAGGGCAUGUGUCCGCGGAGUCUGAAUGCAGCUGUCUAGAAAUGAUAAUCAUGGAGAGUUAUGUAGUGACGUGGAGAUAUAUUUACGGAAUACCAAGUGGAAAAAGCAGGACACAGAAUUAUAUUUAUACUACAAUUAUAGCUGUUUAAAAAUGUAUGCUUAUAGUCAAAAGCUGUGGUGGUGUUGCUGUUGUAGGCUUAUAGUUGAGCAUUAUUUUCUUAAAUUCCUUGAUUGUUCUUUAUGAUAGUGUUAAUCAAAAGUUUAUAAUCACGUUUCCAUUGUGAACAUAAUUUGAGAUCACUAUUCAGGCACUUGGAGAAUACAGAAAAGUGGAGGGAAAAAAAAAAUCCAUAUACCCACCAUCCAAAGAUGACAGAUCUACUCCUCACUAUAUUGUUUAUCCUUGUUUCUGUGCACAGGCUUAAAACUGUGUCCCAAACGUGUACUCAGAUUAAGUGUUACCUUUGUGGAAUUACGGUUACACGCUUUCAUCUUAAUGUUUUCAGAUGGCCCUUAAAAUAGUUUCCUGAUAACAAAGUUUAUUAUGCUUGCUUCAAUUAGCAAGCAUAAUACACACCCAGAGGAAUAAUUGAAAAAUGCAAAAUAAAUUAGAAAAGAACAAAAAAGUCGCCCAUAUUCCCAACACCCAACAACUACGGUUAACAUCUUGAUCUGUUUCCUCCAUCUCGUAUCAGUGCACAAGCUUGUGAUUUAUGACCGUGGUGAUUAUGUGUGCAUAAAGUCUACAAUGAAGAAAAAAUUACAGAAAAUAAUUAAAGUAGUGUUGUCAUUGUGGGAUUAUGGUUAACUAUCUUGUCUCAAAUUUCUUGAAUGAUCUUUGGUGUUUUGAGUAUUAAAUCUUAUGUAUGUUUUUCCAUUAAAACUCUUAAUACAUACUCAUGGCAUAUUUUGGGGGAGAUUUAGUAAAGCAAAAGAAAUUCACCUAUAUUCCCGACACCCAACAAUCAUUGCUGUUAAACCUUGAUCUGUGCACAGUCUGAGGACGGGGGUGUCUGAGGUGAGAAUGCAGAGGGCGGAAGAGGAGAGGAAACAUGGGAAGCAGUGAGGAAACGGUUGUGUGGUCUUUGCGGCGUGAGGCUGUGGGCCUCGCUUUCCUGGAAGGCUUGUUUCCUUGUCCCGGUCACCGACCUUUCAUCACGGGCACCUCCAUCGUGACCGCAUUGUCUGCUCGUGGUAGAAAGCUGGCAGUUACAGAAGUGUGGAAGAGAGGCGUGCCCCUGUCGCCAUCACCCAAAGACCACGGUUAACAUCUUGACAUGUUUUCUUCAUCUUGUUUCUGUGCACAGGUUUUUGGUUUGUUAGUAUGGUUGUGGUCGUUCUAUCUGUAAUCGUGUCACCAAUAAAAAUAAAGUUAAAAGUAA
Molecule: messenger RNA, 10597 nt
Organism: Dama dama (fallow deer)
Lineage: Eukaryota; Metazoa; Chordata; Mammalia; Artiodactyla; Cervidae
Gene: PEG3
Product: paternally expressed 3
Exons: 10
Coding region: 50-7093 (2347 amino acids)
Biological process (GO): regulation of transcription by RNA polymerase II
Molecular function (GO): RNA polymerase II cis-regulatory region sequence-specific DNA binding; DNA-binding transcription factor activity, RNA polymerase II-specific
Source: RefSeq, a predicted model, not a curated record